UUUUGGACGUAUCUACAGUUUCUCUAAGAAAAAUUACAUUUAAUAAAAAAGAAGUGAAAUACAAGGUUCAAUACAUACUCCUUCCCGCUGAGCAAAAUAACACCUGGCACCCAACCCGAAUAUUCUAAAUACAUAUUUAAAUAGUUCAGUGGAGAAGACUGAAGCUCUUUACUCAUCGAUGCGGUUGUUAUUCAUCCCAAUCAGGGGGUAUACCACUAAUGUUGCAAGUUCCUUUAAUUCUCUUAUUUCACGCUAUGCCCGUCUCGGCCAAAUUCAUAAUGCCAGAAAGGUCUUCGAUGAAAUGCCCGAGAGAAAUAUUGUGUCUUGGAACUCUAUUGUUGCUGGUUACUUCCAAAACAAUCAACCUGGGGAUGCUCGUAAAUUGUUUGAUAAAAUGCCUGAGAGGAAUCUCAUUUCUUGGAAUGCGUUGGUUUCUGGGUAUAUCAAGAAUGGAAUGCUAAGUGAAGCUAGAAAAGUGUUUGAUUCAAUGCCUGAACGUAAUGUGGUUUCGUGGACAACUAUGGUUAGAGGGUAUGUGCAAGAGGGUAUGAUUUCGGAGGCGGAGUCACUAUUUUGGCAAAUGCCUGAGAAGAAUGUUGUGUCGUGGACAGUGAUGCUGGGUGGCCUGAUACAAGCUAGGCGUAUUGAUGAUGCUCAUCGGCUUUUCAAUGAGAUGCCGGAGAAAGAUAUGGUGGCAAGGACAAACAUGAUUGGCGGGUAUUGUCAGGAAGGUCGUUUGAUUGAGGCUAGGAUGAUUUUUGAUGACAUGCCAUGUAGGAAUGUCGUUUCUUGGACAACAAUGAUAUCUGGGUAUGUGCAGAAUCAACGGGUGGAUGUGGCGAGAAAGCUUUUUGAAGUGAUGCCAGAGAAAAAUGAGGUAUCAUGGACGGCAAUGUUAAUGGGUUACACUCAGUGUAGACGAAUUCAAGAGGCUUCAGAACUUUUUAAGGUAAUGCCAAUCAAGUCAGUUAUUGCUUGCAACGCAAUGAUACUUGCUUUUGGCCAAAAUGGAGAGGUAGAUAAAGCAAGAAGGGUAUUUGAUCAGACGAUAGAGAAAAAUGAAGUGACUUGGAAUGGCAUGAUCAAGGUUUAUGAAAGGAAUGGUCUUGAAUUGCAAGCACUUGAUUUAUUUGCUUCUAUGCAGAGACACAGAGUUAAGUUAAAUUUCCCAUCUCUAAUCACUGUGCUAUCUGUUUGUGCUAACCUUGCAAGUCUUGAUCAUGGUAGACAGGUUCACUCUCAGUUGCUAAGAUCCCACUUCGAUCAUGAUGUAUAUGUUGCCUCGGUCUUGAUCACAAUGUAUGUCAAAUGUGGCAAUCUUGAAAAGGCUAAACUGGUUUUUGACAGAUUUGGUGAAAAGGAUGUUGUUAUGUGGAACUCUAUUAUUACGGGCUAUGCACAGCAUGGUUUAGGAGAGGAAGCUUUACAAAUAUUUAAUGCGAUGUGCUCUUUGGGCUUAGAGCCUAAUGAUAUUACAUUCAUUGGAGUUCUUUCAGCAUGUAGCUACACUGGAAAGGUUGAGGAAGGUCUUGAAAUUUUUGAGACAAUGAAAAGCAAAUACCUUGUGGAGCCGAGAACAGAACACUAUGCUUGCAUGGUUGAUCUGCUUGGUCGUGCAGGCCAGGUGAAUGAGGCGAUGAAUUUAAUUAAAAAAAUGCCAGUGGAAGCUGAUGCUAUUGUUUGGGGUUCCUUAUUAGGUGCAUGCAAAACUCAUAUGAAGAUGGACUUAGCAGAAGUUGCAGCAAAGAAACUUCUACAACUUGAGCCUACGAGUUCUGGGCCUUACAUUUUAUUAUCUCAUAUGUAUGCAACCAAGGGUAGAUGGAGUGAUGUUGAAGAGCUAAGGAGUGGCAUGAGAGCAAGAAGCGUGAGCAAAUCACCUGGCUGUAGCUGGAUUGAAGUUGAUAAAAAAGUUCACAUGUUUACUGGGGGAGAUAGUAUGGGACAUCCGGAGCAUUUAAUGAUCCUUAGAAUGUUGGAUAGAUUAGGUGUAUUGCUGAGGGAAGCUGGGUACUGUCCAGAUGGUACCUUUGUGAUGCACGAUGUGGAUGAAGAAGAGAAAGUUCAUAGCCUUCGUUAUCACAGUGAGAAGCUGGCAGUGGCAUAUGGACUGCUGAAGGUGCCAGAAACCAUGCCUAUUCGGGUGAUGAAGAAUCUUAGGGUUUGUGGCGAUUGCCAUUCUGCAAUUAAAUUAAUAGCCAAAGUUACAGGGAGAGAAAUAAUUAUAAGGGAUGCUAAUAGAUUUCAUCAUUUUAAGGAUGGACUGUGUUCCUGCAAAGAUUAUUGGUGAUAUCAAGGCCUUUAUGGUAAUCUGAUUUCAAUUUAGCAAUGAGCAUACCCACCCCAGCUAUAGGCCUAUUGCUUAAUUUUUAGCACAGAAACAUAAGAACGAAGUUAAAUGCAUCUGAGAAAUGUCUGAUGAUUCAGGUGGCUCGGUGUAUAGUUUAACUCUCCCAUCUCUUUCAGACCAGGACCACAUUUCUUUAGUACUAUAACACCACUGCAACUAAUCAAUCUCUUGAUCUGUCAUGUCAAAAUGGUUAAGCUUCUGUAUCGUUAUAGUGAGAAUUUUAAGGUCUAUGAUGAGGGGCCUGAACAUUGAGUUGAACUACUGAUCAAACGUUGAAAGUAUGACCUUCUGGGGAGAGAGACUGAUUAACUUGCUUGAGUUUGGUGGGCUAUUAUCUCGCUUCUAACCAAAUUUUUCUGUUACAACUCCUAUUUUUGGAUGCACCGAACCAUUGAGGGUGAUACUACUGUAUUUUAUUCAGAAGUUCUGUUGGUUUCACAAACUUCAUGUUUCUUUUAUAAUUUGUUCACCCAACCCAAGUGUUCGAAAUAGAAGGCCUUUGUUGGGUUUGAAACUUACUCAAAAAGAGGUCAUUUUGUUAUUCACAAGUCUAUGAUUUACUCUGUUUUGUUUUUGUAAUGAAGACUUCAUUGUCUGUUACAUUGGUCCUUUGCUAUCAACCAGUUAGCCAAUGCCUUGUACAUAGAUAGCUACUUAUUUAUUGGUAUUCCAUAAGUCAUAAAGUUGUUUAUUUAAUUGAUUUGGGAAGCUGAUAGUAAUGAAAGUUGGUGGUGACGUUUACAAUUGGACCUUUUCUAUUGAAAUUAAGCUUGACUAUUAUUCUGCUUAUAGGAGAAUGUUUAGCUGAUUAAGUU
Molecule: messenger RNA, 3165 nt
Organism: Humulus lupulus (European hop)
Lineage: Eukaryota; Viridiplantae; Streptophyta; Magnoliopsida; Rosales; Cannabaceae
Product: pentatricopeptide repeat-containing protein At1g56690, mitochondrial-like
Exons: 2
Coding region: 179-2290 (703 amino acids)
Biological process (GO): RNA modification
Molecular function (GO): protein binding; zinc ion binding; RNA binding
Source: RefSeq, a predicted model, not a curated record